Rhipicephalus sanguineus (brown dog tick) is the source of this 1979-nucleotide messenger RNA. RefSeq lists its product as uncharacterized. The transcript has a single exon. The record is from RefSeq and is a predicted model, not a curated record. Gene Ontology annotation, molecular function: protein dimerization activity. NCBI's taxonomy places the organism in Eukaryota, Metazoa, Arthropoda, Arachnida, Ixodida, Ixodidae. The coding region runs from base 63 to 1979 and encodes 638 amino acids.
AUCGCUGGAACAGAGCGAAAAUCAGUAUCAGUAGUUAGUUACGUGCUUCCUUUGCUUGCAUCAUGAGCACGGAUUCUCCGCCUUUGAAAAAGCGAAAAAUACGUCAAUGCACGUUCCGGAAAGAGUGGAGAUCUCAACCCGAGUACGAGAGCUGGCUCCUGCCCGUGGACGACGAUGCCACAGCCGCAAGGUGCACCAUAUGUGCAAGCACGUUUACGGUUAAAUUUGAUGGCGUCAGCGCUGUGAAGCAUCAUGCAUCAACGCAGAAACAUAAACAGAAGAGCCUCGCCUCCAAACAGUCGGCUACAGUCAAAAAGUUCUUUGUUCCAGCCAUUUCUAGCGCAGAAGAUCACGUGACUGCUGCGGAACUGGGCACCAUAUUCCAUGGAAUCAAGCACAACUACAGUUACCUGUCAAUGGACUGCGGCAGCAAGUUGGCACCGAAAGUCUUCUCGGAUUCAGACAUUGCUUCCAGAAUGCGACUCGGAAGAACGAAGAUGGAACACCUCGUGAAAGACGUACUGGCGCCUUACGCAGUGGAGUGCAUAGUCGAAAAACUUCGCCCAGCAGGCCGCAACCUUCCGUUCGCUCUCUCCACUGACGCUUCCAACAAGGGAAACAGAAAACUUUUCCCCAUUGCAGUGCGUUUCUACGAUGUGAGUGGUGCCGGAAUAACCGAUGCUCUCAUCGACUUUUGUGAGCAGGCGGAUGAGACUUCCGGCGGCAUCUGCGAACUUUUGGCAACAAGUUUGGAGAAGGUAGGCCUUUCUUUGGAGCGAGCUGUAGCGUAUAGCGCGGAUAAUGCUUCUGUGAAUUAUGGGAAACAUAACUCAGUUUUCCAGAAGAUGCAGAAAGAUCAGCCGACUUUGUUGAAGGCCAAUUGCAAUUGCCAUGUUGUGCAUAACACUGCCAAGCACGCAGUCAAGUCUUUAAAGUUUGACGUCGAAACUCUUGUACUAAAGGUAUUCAAAGAAUUUUCUUCUAGCUCGAAAUGUGUAGAGGAAUUGAAAACGUUCUUUGAAUUUUGUGAUCAGGAAUAUAGCAAAGUUUUGUGUCAUAUUUCGGUCCGCUGGUUAAGCUUGUUUACAGCCUUAGACAGAUUAAUUAAGAACUGGACACCCAUCAAGUCAUACUUUCUGAGUCAAGGAGAGGAGGAGUGCGAAAAAAUAAUCUGGAGAUUUAUAAGCAACCAAGCCGAUGGACUUUCAGAGAGUGUCACGCUUCCGGAGUGCUACAUGCACUUCAUGCACUCGUUCCUUGCAAUGUUCCAUUCAGCAAUCCUCACCCUCGAAAAGAGUCACCUUGAGCCGACAGAACUUUACGCUGUAAUGACUAAGCUCAGGAAACAGCUGAUUAAUCGAAGGGAUGAUAUGUUCUUCGGUGUCAAGGCUAAUCUGGGACUUGAAAUCCUUCCUGGUGGACAAGUUGCAAAGCUGGAAUUUUUGAAUGUCUAUGACAGGGCCCUUGCGUACCUCGAAAAGUGGUUUGACUUCGAGAACUCCCCGUUUAAGAUGCUCGCCGAAUUGGAUCUGCGCAAAGGUGCACCCACUACAUUGGUGGUAAUAAAUGCGGGCAACCUUUUUGGCAUUGACUUUCAAGAGGAAGGGGACGAACUCUACUCAGAGCUUUGUCUUUUGAAGGAUGCUCUGCCUGGACUUCUAAAAUGUGACGAGAAAUCAAGCUCGAUGUGGCUGAAGUUCUUAAAAGCGGUAAAGUGCCCCCUCUUGCAGAACCUAAUGGAGCAUGUCUACUCCAUUCCCUGCAGCAAUGCGUUCGUGGAACGCGUCUUCAGCGUGAUGGGAAACUUGUGGACGGAUGAAAGAAACCAACUAAGCGUCCCAAUGGUUAAGGCAGAACUUUGUGUGCGGUAUAAUUUGGUGUACAGCUGUGAAGAAUUUGUAAAGAUGGCGAGAGAAAACAAGAAGCUCAUCCGAGCCGCUAAGUCGAAUUCCAAGUACAUAUUCAAGUUCCGCGAAUAA